AUGGCAGGCCGAGCUGAUGUGGAAGGAAAGCCCAUCCGCAGUGGCCUCCGAGCUGCUGCCCCGCCCGCUCUACUACUGGGAGGGACCAACGCCGAGACCUGGCUCCAGCCGCGGGGGGCGCUGUCCCGCUUUCCUGCAGCAGGAAGUGGAGACUCGCAUGCCUUCUGUGACCGCCCCGAGGGGAAACGUCAUAUCCGGCCCUGCGCACACUGCACCGGAACUGCGAUCACCGGGAAGUUCCACCUCUUGGUGACCUCGGACCGCAGCAUAAGCCUCAGAAGCCACUUCAAUGUCCCUUCUCACGUGCUCCGGAAGACCAUGUCUUCCCGGCUGUCCAAGGAACUGCGGCAGAAGUACCAUGUCCGCUCCGUGCUUGUCCGCAAGGACGAUGAGAUCCAGGUGGUUUGAGGACGCUACAGAGGUCAGCAGGUCAGCAAGACAGCCCAAGUGUACAGAACUCGCUACCUCAAGCAGGGACAGCGUGAGACGACUAACAGCAUGACUGUCUACGUGCGCAUCCACCCCAGCAAGAUAGAUAUCGCCAGGCUGGAACCAGACAAAGACAGGGAAAAAGUUCUUGAAUGCAAAGCCAAGUCUCGGCAGCUUGGGAAAGAGAAAGGUCAAUGCAGGGAGCUCACUGAGGACACAGGAGUGAAAUAGGCGGUCAUGCAGCCAGGGCUGACCGCAGAGGCCUUGUCUGGUGUCUGCUUCAAACCUUUCAAAGUGUGGCUGAUGUGUUUCAUUGUGUUUUGCUACUAACCUGUCACUCUUGUAAAUCUCCUUUUGCAGUUUCGAUAACUCAUGAAUAAAAAUUGGAGCCGUUUUCUAAUGUCAA
This is a messenger RNA of Onychomys torridus (southern grasshopper mouse), 835 nucleotides long. RefSeq names its product ribosomal protein L26 like 1 (gene Rpl26l1). The record is from RefSeq and is a predicted model, not a curated record. Lineage: Eukaryota; Metazoa; Chordata; Mammalia; Rodentia; Cricetidae. Gene Ontology annotation, cellular component: cytosolic large ribosomal subunit. Gene Ontology annotation, biological process: ribosomal large subunit biogenesis; cytoplasmic translation. Gene Ontology annotation, molecular function: structural constituent of ribosome; RNA binding.